Molecule: messenger RNA, 450 nt
Organism: Dissoconium aciculare CBS 342.82
Lineage: Eukaryota; Fungi; Ascomycota; Dothideomycetes; Mycosphaerellales; Dissoconiaceae
Exons: 3
Coding region: 1-450 (149 amino acids)
Biological process (GO): translation
Cellular component (GO): cytosolic large ribosomal subunit; ribosome
Molecular function (GO): structural constituent of ribosome
Source: RefSeq, a predicted model, not a curated record
AUGCCUACCAGACUCACCAAGACCCGCAAGCACCGUGGUCACGUCUCGGCCGGUCACGGUCGUGUCGGAAAGCACCGCAAGCAUCCCGGUGGUCGUGGUAUGGCCGGUGGUCAGCACCACCACCGAACCAACUUGGACAAAUACCAUCCUGGUUACUUCGGAAAGGUCGGUAUGCGACACUUCCACAAGCUCCAGAACCACUACUGGAAGCCUGUCAUCAACCUCGACAAGCUUUGGUCCCUCGUUCCCCUCGAGCAGCGCGAGAAAUACCUCGCCGGUCAAUCUAAGGACACCGCACCUGUCCUCGACCUCCUCGCCCUCGGCUACAGCAAAGUUCUCGGCAAGGGCCGGAUUCCCGAGAUCCCCCUGAUCGUUCGUGCCCGAUACGUCAGCAAGGACGCCGAGCGCAAGAUCAAGGAGGCCGGCGGUGUCGUUCAGCUCGUCGCAUAA